This is a messenger RNA of Xyrauchen texanus (razorback sucker), 3183 nucleotides long. It is a transcript of the gene nrg3b, whose product is annotated as neuregulin 3b. NCBI's taxonomy places the organism in Eukaryota, Metazoa, Chordata, Actinopteri, Cypriniformes, Catostomidae. The transcript has 9 exons. Gene Ontology annotation, biological process: nervous system development; intracellular signal transduction; animal organ development. Gene Ontology annotation, molecular function: chemorepellent activity. The record is from RefSeq and is a predicted model, not a curated record. The coding region runs from base 463 to 2775 and encodes 770 amino acids.
UUUGACUCCAGACAAAACAGACGGAUGCCACGCCUCUGUUCGCAAACUUCCUUUUCGUUCCAUUUUUCAUCUCUAUAUGGAGCAUCUUGGGAAUUACAACUGGUUCUAUGGAAGCUGAACUAAAUAGAGGCUUGUUCCCAGAAUCCGCCUACCCACAAUAACCCAGUCCUCUUUGGUUCCUGACUGAGUGCGUGUAUUUGUAUGUGUAGGUGUGUGUGUGAGUGUACGUGACUAUUGGUGUCUACUAGUGUUUUUUUGUACCUUAUUGUAUAGAAUUACUAUUUAUGUGUUAUGUAUAGGCUGAUGUUUGCCGUGUUAUUCGUUUGAGCUGUCUGUAUUGCAUGUAUCUGUAGCUGUGGAUGAGUGUUAAAUUAAUAUUAAUGAGAUGCCCAGUCUUGGCUCCUUCCCCAGCCCCCACCACUGCUUGCGCUGCUUCCUGGCUGGGCCCUAAACCCCAGAAGCAUGAGUGAGAGAACUGCAUUAGGGGCCACCAUGGAGACCAUGACCCUGGAGGAGCCCGGGGCUGAACAAGCCUCUCCUCGGGCCCCAGGGCCCCUCCGCUGUGGCCCCUGUGCUGUGUGGCCACGCCAGCAGACAUGGCUUUGCGUAGUGCCCCUGCUGAUGGGCUUUGUAGGCCUGGGCCUCAGCCUGAUGCUUCUUAAAUGGAUUGUAGUGGGCUCGGUGCAGGAUUACGUCCCAACUGACCUAGUGGAUGCCAAUCACAUUGGACAAGACCCCAUUUUUCUAUCUAAACCCAGUGCCCUGCCCAAGGGCCCUGAUGGCUCCACAUCUACCACUUCCACAGCGCCCUCAGUGGUUCCAGGUUCAGCAACACGAGCGGCUGAGGGCACAGGUACAGUGCAAAGGACUCGGAUUGGGCAGUCCUCAAACCACACAGCCAGUAGCAGUAGCAGCAGUGGAGGAGAUGGUGGGUCACUAGGGGGAGGCUCAGGAAACAGAGCUCCACAUCUGCAUAACAGAGUGGGAACACGAGUGACCAACACCACCACCACCAGAACCACUAAUCUCGCCCCACCAGGUGGCAAGGAGGUGACCCCACGCAGUACCACUGUUCGAAAACCCAACGGGGAGGAUGGCAGCCAAAAUGCAUCUCCAUCUACACGGUCUGGGCCAACAAGUAUGACCACCAUGAGUACAACAACGACUGCUUUGACAACAGGCAUGACCACUACCCAAGAAGCCCAGCCAACCUCCACCCUUGCGUCCCCCUCCAAGCCUAGUCAGCGCUGGAAUCAUGGACGCUCCUUCAAGGGUCCCUCCACCAAGCCUACUCGGCCACACCAUCGCUUCAGGACACUUGCACCCACAACUUCUACCGUACGAUCUGAAUUCUUCAAGCCGUGCCAAGACAGUCAGGAGAUGGCUUUCUGUCUGAAUGAGGGAGAGUGCUUCAUCAUUGAAACAGUGGCAGGUGUACACAGACACUGCAGGUGUAAAGAGGGUUAUCGUGGACUUCGUUGUGACCAGUUUGUCCCGAAAACAGACUCAAUCCUAUCGGACCCAACAGCAAAUGAGCUUGGCAUUGAGUUCAUGGAGAGUGCAGAAACCUAUCAGAGGCAGAUUUUGUCCAUCUUCAGCAUAGCCAUGGGGAUCAGCUUGCUGGGAGUGGCUUGCAUGGCACUCUACUGCAAAAACAAGAGACAAAGGGAGAAGCAUCAGGCCCAUCUGACUGAAAUCCGUAACUUGAGGGACUGUACUGCCAGCGCAUCAGGCCUCAUGUCUAAAUCCAGCCCCAGAACUGCAAAUGCCCUCCAGCUUCAAAAGAGCAGAACCCCUGGUUCCUCCUCUCAGCAGGCGGCCAGCAUAGUGUUCAGCAGCUCUAAAGUCUCGCUACCAAACCAUAAUCGCAGUCUCUCCAUGGGGAAGCGCUGCAGAAGCUGCUCCCUAUUGUCAAGCCCCUCCCUAAAACAAAAGGUAACCAAUUAUCGAGCUGCCUCAAAGUGGACUCCACCCAUCUAUGGAGUAGGCUAUCAUUUGAGUGGAGGAGCUAGGGAUUCUAUUAAUUCCUACAAACAUCUCCAAGAGGUGGAGGUGAUGCCAGAAUCCUUAAGAAGGUGCCAGUCUCACUCGGAAAGCAAUCAGCAAAGCCGUUCAAAUUUGAAUAUGCAAAUUGUGGUCUCUGCCCAUUCCAGAGGAAAGAUGGGCUACACUGACGUUCCAUGCACUCGUCUUGACCAGGGAGCAACCUUUCCUCCCCCUUCAAUCCGAGCCCACUCUGUUCCCAUAAUCCCCUCUGUUCAGAAACCUGAGUUUGGGGAGGGGACUGGAGAAGGGGGCGGUAGUACGCUGCAUAAUAGAGGUAGGGUUUCUUCCAGCUGUAACAUAAUCAAUCCUGAGACUGAUGUGUCAGUGGCAAAUUUCAGCCAAUCACUUGCCAGCUCCUCUGUGACAGUGCAGGAUCCACAGACACUAACCUGCUCUGAGUCUGCACUGAUGUCAGGGGGCCAAAUCAAACACAAACGCCUUGUUUCUUACACAACAGCCCUGGGAUCAGGCAUAGGCUCCCGGAGAGCAAAGACUGGCAUUUCUAUGACUGUAAUGGGAUCAGGGGUGAAAACCACACAGUACACCGCCCGCCUUCUUAGUAAGGCUACUGGAGGACAGGUGAGCAAUCACGUUCAGUCCACUUUUGGAGCAACAUCACGACAGGAACGGGGUGAUGGUUUACAAACUCCUUUUGUGGAAGAAGAGAAAGACAGGUCCCUUUCCAGUGGGGUUAGAGGUGUGGCCUGCCUCACAUAUCCCAAGAGCUGAUUGGAUAAAUGCAAAGAUCACUUUGGAAACUUUACCUGUUGGUGCAGAUUGAGGAGGGGCUUCCCUAUUUGUGCUGACCAAUCAUCACGAGACUUACUUUUGGAACUAUUUUACUGCAUUGGACUACAGAGAAAACUAUGAAGAACAUACUUUAAAACACUGAAUUACUGACAACACAAUGUGAAUUGAUAAUGAGAGAAUGAUGAAUAUGGUUGGGAUGUUGAUUUAAAGAAAUAUCGAAAAAGGAUUUAUAUGCCACUAUUUAACAAAAAGCUUAAAUUUAGAAACCAAAUAGUGUCAUCUCAAUGUUGUUUCUCUACUUUAAAAAAGAAAAAUAUAAUAGAUGUCAAAAUUAUAUGUGUCAUAUUUUCCAUGUAUAUGACAUGCCAAGUGAUGAAAAUAAAGAUG